CUUUUCGGCCUAAAAGCUCUCACGAUCUUAUUCUCACGUUUUCGAAACGGUGCGUUUUACAAUUAUCUCGGUUUUCUACCGAUGACAUAAACGACGUCGUAACUGCCUCGUCUCUCCGAAAGUAAUCAGUCACUCUCCUCUUUGCCCCCCAAUUCUGCACCAAAAUCCCUGCAAUUCCACUAAAACGCCAUUACAAUUUCCUUCACUGUUUACAUACUCGUCCACGUCGUCGUCUAACUGCACCUGUCAAAACCUUUUCUCUGAAAGUAAUAAUUUGGCUCCAGAGUUAUAGUUUAAUCGUGGGCUUGCUAUUCAUUUACUCGCCUGUUUCUGCAAGCAAAUUCAAUUAGGGAAAGAUGCAGGCUUGUGGCUCUGCAUCGAUAACGUCUCCAUUGUGAUUUAAUCUCUUUAAAAUCACUAGACCCAGUAAAACCAGCAGCAAAGUUUUAGGUAAUUUAUGAGAGGGAGUUUCUGGAUACGUUUUUUUUCUUCCUCUUCCUUUCCAUCAGCUUCCCUUCCAUGGAUCUCUCCUAUUCAUCUUUCAAAACCAAUGUUAAGCAAACCAGAUCCCUCAACAGAAACUGUAAAUGCUCUUGUGGAAGUUCAAAGAAAACCGAAAUAUAUUUCUCAUGAGUCAGCUGUCAACUUGAUCAAACGUGAGAAAGACCCGCAACGUGCUUUGGAUAUAUUUAACAAGGUAGCAGAGCACAAGGGUUUUAAUCACAACAAUGCAACCUAUGCAACGAUCCUAAGUAAGCUUGCUCGUUGUAAGAAGUUUCAAGCUAUUGAUGCAAUUAUCCAUCAAAUGACCUAUGAAACUUGCAAAUUUCAUGAGGGUAUCUUCCUUAAUCUCAUGAAGCAUUUUGCAAAAUCCUCUCUGCAUGAAAGAGUGCUCGAGAUGUUUGAUGCAAUUCAACCAAUUGUUCGCCAAAAGCCUUCUCUCAAUGCUGUUAGUACUUGUCUCAACCUGCUGAUUGAAUCAAAUCAAAUUGAUUUGGCUUGUAAGUUUCUCUUGCGUUCCAAGGAUCAUCUCAGAUUGAAGCCUAAUGCCUGCAUUUUCAACAUCUUGGUUAAGUAUCAUUGUAGAAGUGGAGAUCUUGAAUCUGCCUUUGAAGUUGUAAAGGAGAUGAAGAAAUCCAGGAUUUCUUACCCCAAUUUGAUCACUUACUCUACUCUGAUGGAUGGCCUUUGUUCAAGUGGAAGACUCAAAGAAGCAGUUGAUCUAUUUGAGAAAAUGGUCUCGGAGGAUCAAAUCUUACCUGAUGCCUUAACUUACAAUGUUCUGAUAAAUGGCUUCUGCCGUGAAGGGAAAGUUGAUCGAGCCAAGAAAAUUAUAGAGUUUAUGAAGAAGAAUGGAUCCAGUCCAAAUAUAUUCAACUACUCAGCCUUGAUGAGUGGAUUUUGUAAAGAGGGAAGGUUGCAGGAGGCCAAGGAAGUGUUUGAUGAAAUGAAUAGUCUCGGUAUGAAGCCUGACACAGUUGGUUAUACUAUACUACUUAAUAGCCUCUGCAGAGCUGGGAGAAUUGAUGAAGCAACAAAAUUGCUUCAAGAAAUGAAAGAGAGAGGCUGCAAAGCCGAUACUGUAACUUUUAAUGUGUUCAUCGGGGGAUUAUGCAGAGGGGAUAGGUUCGAAGAGGCUCUUAAAAUGCUUGAGGAACUACCUUGUGAGGGUGUUUAUCUGAACAAAGCAAGCUAUAGGAUUGUAAUGAACUUCUUGUGCCAAAAGAAUGAGCUGGAAAAAGCCACUGAACUGCUGGGUUUAAUGCUUGAUAGAGGGUUUUUACCGCAUUUUGCAACUUCAAAUGACUUGCUGGUUCGCCUUGUUAGAGCUGGGAAGAUAGAGGAUGCAGCUGCUAUAUUGUUUGGAUUGAUGGAAAUGAGAUUUAAACCAGAGCCUGAUUCAUGGGCUAUUUUGAUUGAAAUGGUUUGUAGAGAAAGAAAAUUGUUGUAUGUGGUUGAAUUGUUAGAUGAGUUACUUUCCUAAUAAAUUUAUACUUCCAAAUAUAUGUGGGAUGUUAUUUUU
Molecule: messenger RNA, 2023 nt
Organism: Carica papaya (papaya)
Lineage: Eukaryota; Viridiplantae; Streptophyta; Magnoliopsida; Brassicales; Caricaceae
Product: Pentatricopeptide repeat (PPR) superfamily protein
Molecular function (GO): mRNA binding; protein binding
Source: RefSeq, a predicted model, not a curated record